Anopheles stephensi (Asian malaria mosquito) is the source of this 2774-nucleotide messenger RNA. Its product is annotated as protein 5NUC. Gene Ontology annotation, molecular function: metal ion binding; 5'-nucleotidase activity; nucleotide binding. The transcript has 5 exons. Gene Ontology annotation, biological process: AMP catabolic process. Gene Ontology annotation, cellular component: plasma membrane. Bases 649 to 2481 code for a protein of 610 amino acids. Lineage: Eukaryota; Metazoa; Arthropoda; Insecta; Diptera; Culicidae. The record is from RefSeq and is a predicted model, not a curated record.
UUGUAUCGUCGAUCGCCGUCCGGGCAAGUCUCGGUUUGUCGGAUCAGCGCGCGUCGCGAGCUUGGAGCUUGGAUAAACGAGGCAACAAUCUAGUCUAAUACCGCCGAAUGGCUCGUUCAAGUGGUAGAUACUAAGCCAUGUACUAACACCCGCAACCCAGGCAGCGUCGUCGUGGUGCUGGAAGCUGAACUGAACCCAAUCGACUGAACCAGACGGCAGCGUGCAUUAACCCAUCACGUGAGUAAAGCUAUUGUCUCUUCCGGGCACAAAAUAUUGGAUGGCCGACGGGCUGGCUGUGCUAAAGUCGUGAAAGUGGUCCGUGGUCGUGCAACAAGGUUUGUCUAGCUCAACGUGCAAACGCUUGAGGUGGGAUUGAGUAGUGAGUUCGAGUGACCAGCAGUAGUAGUAGUGACCUUAAACGUGACCAUUGCCAAGUCUCGAGCGACUAAAAAACACGUUGCACGAAUGGUUUCACACGAUAAGUGGUCGGUUGAAAGAUUGCCGCUGAAAAUGAUGCAAAAUGAGUGUGUUUGUGCGUGGUUUUUAUUUGCUGUUGGUUCAAAUUUACACUAUUAUUAACAUCCAGAACUCGCAUCCCACCUUGGAAGCGCUACAACCACCAAAGACUGAACACAUUCUAAAUCCAGUAUGGCACGGAGACUAACAGCGUACGUGCAGCUCGCAGUGCUGCUGGUGGCAACGUUCACCUGUGGUGGACUUGCUGCACCGAAGGCGGGAGAUUUGGAGCUUAUCAUACUGCACAACAACGACAUGCACGCCCGGUUCGAGCAAACCGGCGCGCAUAGCAACGAGUGUCAACCGUCCGAUGUCGCUAGCAACCGCUGUUACGGCGGAUUUGCCCGCGUUGCGCACAAAGUCCGCGAAUACCGAGCGGCUGAAGCAUCCGGUGGCCUUCCGGUGCUGUAUCUCAAUGCCGGCGAUACCUACACCGGUACGCCCUGGUUUUCGGUGUACAAGGACAACAUAACGGCUGCCUUCCUGAACAUGCUGAAACCCGAUGCGAUCUCCCUCGGCAAUCAUGAGUUCGAUCUGGGUGUGGAGGGCUUAGUUCCGUUCCUGAACGAAGUCGACUUUCCGGUGCUCGUCACCAACCUCGACCUAUCCAAAACGCCCGAAAUGCAAUCGACCAAAUCCCUGCAGCGAUCGGUCAUCUUUACGAAGGCGGGCGUACGGAUCGGUGUUAUCGGUUAUCUGACGCCCGAAACUAAGCAACUGUCACCGAUCAAUACGGUCGAGUUUUUGGAUGAAAUCGAAGCGAUCAACAAAGAGGCAACGGCAUUGAAGGAGCAAGGCGUGCACAUUCUGAUUGCCCUCGGCCACAGUGGAUUGGAACGCGAUAAAGAAAUUGCUGCCAGGUGUCCGGAUGUGGAUCUCGUCAUCGGUGGCCAUUCCCAUACGUUCCUUUACAGUGGGUCCGCACCGGACGUUGAGGAACCGGCCGGUCCGUACCCGGUGAUGGUGAAGAAUGCUGCCGGAAAGGAUGUCCCUGUGGUGCAGGCAUAUGCCUACACCAAGUAUCUCGGCUAUCUGCACCUUAUGUUCGACGCGGAAGGCAACCUGAUCGAGCUGGACGGAAGCCCGCUACUGUUGAACGGUACGGUACAGCGAGACUCCGACGUACUGCAGCUGCUGGAGCUGUACCGGCCCGGCAUAGUGGCGCUGGACGAACAGAUUGGACGCUCGAACGUGUUUCUCGACUCAAGCCGGUGUCGGUUUGAGGAAUGUAAUAUCGGCAACAUGAUUGCCGAUUCGCUCGUCAUUACGCAUGCGACGACACGCGAACAGAGCAACGAUGGGUACUGGACGGAUGCCGCCAUCGGGUUCAUACAGGGAGGCGGUAUCCGGGCGUCCAUUAACGCCGGCCCAAUCACCAUGAAGGACCUGAAGACGGUGCUCCCGUUCGGCAAUGCGAUGGUGGUGACGGAAAUUACGGGCACGCAGCUACGCCAAAUGCUCGAAACGAGUGUCCACCGGUACGAUGGUGUUUCCGGGUACGGAGAGUUCCUGCAGAUGGCGGGCGUAAACGUAGAGUACGAUCUAGCGCGACCUCCGAUGCAGCGCGUACUUCACGUGAAGGUGCGCUGCGCCCGGUGCCAAGUGCCCGCGUACGAGGAUCUGAAAGACGACGAGCACUACCGUGUGCUGUUGAGCCAGUUCCUGUACGAUGGAGGCGAUGGGUACGAUAUGCUACCGAACUCACCGAAAGAAUUGCUCACGUUCGGUGAGUAUGAAAUUACGGAAGAGUACCUGAAGCGGUACUCACCCAUCUAUCCAGCGAUCGAGUGGCGUAUCCGCAUGGAAGGACAGCCGGCCGUCACAACAACGGACGGUCCGGGAGCGGGCACUACCACCAUGAUGACCACCAGCACGACCGAGGACAGUGGAGCUGCACGUGUGUACGGCGUAACGAUUUCCACCAUCGGAAUGAUGCUAUUACCGGUACUGUUGACCUACGUGUAGAUAGAUGCCGUAGGCACCGAAAGCACUCCAAUUGUUUAUUUGUACAGACUCGCUGGGUGAGAUUUCCCUAUUGGGAAACACGGACAAUGUAUCAGAACAAAGAUGCGAGGUGAACACUUUCACCUUCAAUGUAAAUCGGGCGUUACUUAGCUGAUAGACGAUCAUAGAGGUAAGAAGACAUUGGUCAAGAUCAGUGUUAAGUGCAACGAUAAAAAAACUUGAUCGAGUAUUACGUGUUAUGGUUGGUAUUGAAACAUAAAAAUACAAAAUCUAAUUCCAACAAAUUAACCAAA